AUGGCGACGCGAAACAUUAACAUGACGCACGCGACGAGGCCGUCCAUGUCGUCCAGCUCGGGCAACGCGAUGAAGACGCGGCAGCUAACGCACCUCCAUUCGCAGCUCGCCCAGCUGUCAGCCAACCUCGCCGACACCGAAAACCUGGUACGUAUGACGAGCGUGCAGGCUGAAAGCAUGCGUGGUCUAGGGGCGUGGCACGGCGGCAUGUUCAUGGCUGCGAGCAAGGUCCUCGGGGAGGAGGCUAUCAAUCGUGACGCAGCAGCGCAGGCGAGAGGCGGUCAGUGA
Molecule: messenger RNA, 288 nt
Organism: Colletotrichum higginsianum IMI 349063
Lineage: Eukaryota; Fungi; Ascomycota; Sordariomycetes; Glomerellales; Glomerellaceae
Product: Duf1721 domain containing protein
Exons: 3
Coding region: 1-288 (95 amino acids)
Biological process (GO): attachment of spindle microtubules to kinetochore
Cellular component (GO): DASH complex
Source: RefSeq, a predicted model, not a curated record